AUGGCUGGCGGUAACAAGCAAAAGGAACCUUUCUGGCUCGGUCGGAUGCAGGUUUUAAAAUCACGAGAGUCCAUGUUUCGGGCCAUGUACCGUUUCGCGGCACGAGACGGCUUUUUCUCCCUUUGGUCGGGGCUUUCGGCAUCCAUCUUUCGACAAACGACCUACUCCACUGCAAGAUUCGGUCUCUAUAACUACUUUGCGCAACAAGCUAAACAAUGGACCGGCAAAGAUAAGUUGACGACAGCGAUGACGAUAUCAUGCGCUGGGCUGGCGGGAGGUAUGGCCGGGCUAGUGGGGAACCCUGCCGAGGUUGUCCUCGUCCGAAUGUGCGCCGAUGGAGCUAAGAACGUCGGUGAACGUUUCGCGUACGCCAAUGCGAUCGAGGGGCUUUACAGAAUAGGAAGGGAAGAAGGAAUGGGCGCGUUCACUAGAGGCAUCUCUGCCAACGUUGUUCGCAGCGUACUCAUGACACGAAACAGAUACUCGACGGCAAAACGGAUCCUCUUGCAAAAGACUGAUAUGAAAGACGAUAUCAAAACGCACGCCGUGGCCUCCCUCUUCGCCGGAACUGCAGCGACGACAGCCUGCGCGCCGGCCGAUGUCCUGAAGAGCAGAAUCCAGAGUGCCGCCGCGGGCGGCCCAGGGGCAAACUCUUUGCUUCGUAUUGUGCAAAACGGUCUUCGCGAGGAGGGAGCGAUAUUUCUUAUGAAGGGCUGGACCCCGGCGUGGUUGAGACUGACGCCAAAUACUGUCCUGACUUUUGUGUUUAUGGAGCAGCUGCGACAACUGACCCAGUGGCAGUUCGCCGCUCCGGUUGAGACCAUGAAGGCUUGA
Colletotrichum spaethianum is the source of this 834-nucleotide messenger RNA. RefSeq names its product mitochondrial dicarboxylate transporter. Bases 1 to 834 code for a protein of 277 amino acids. The record is from RefSeq and is a predicted model, not a curated record. Gene Ontology annotation, molecular function: sulfate transmembrane transporter activity; antiporter activity; thiosulfate transmembrane transporter activity. Gene Ontology annotation, biological process: succinate transmembrane transport; phosphate ion transmembrane transport; oxaloacetate transport. The transcript is spliced from 7 exons. NCBI's taxonomy places the organism in Eukaryota, Fungi, Ascomycota, Sordariomycetes, Glomerellales, Glomerellaceae.